AUAAAUUUUUAUAUUAGGUUAAAAACAUAUUCGAACAAAGUAUCAAUUUAACUUAUACAUACAUAUAUAUGUAUAAUAUAUGCAUAUAUUAUAUUCAACGGUGCAGCUACUAUAUAUAUUCAAUAAUAUCGUAGUAUUAUUCAACAAUAAUUUUCUUCGUUUCACGGAGAUUGCAUAAUCUCCGUGUAAACUUUGCUUCCAUUUUUUAUUUAUAGAAUUAUACGAGAAUCUAAAUGUAAACUGAAUGUUUUGUACAUGAAAUGUGAGGAUUAUUCAAGAAAAAAAGCGUGAGAAAGAUGAAGUCUGACUGAAAGUCUCCUAUAACCGCACAUUAUAGCAUCAAGAGUGCUGAAUAUUUUACAUGUAGCAAUAAUGCUCAUUGCACUGAUUGCUCCAUCGCAUCGCGUUCUUAUUUCCGUGCGAAUUUGCAAACUUUAUUUGCAAAUUACAAGCGAAAUUAUACCCGGAAAGAUUACAGUGUGCAGAUAAUCAAUGCUGCCGACAGUCUCAAUGACUCUCCAUCAGUCGAUUGUGAAUACAAGAGCUGACAGAAUGCUCCUCGCAAUUUUGUGCAUCCUUGCAUUAUUGCUCAGCGAUAACACAAUCGUAUGUUCCCACCGAAUCGAUGAUAUAAUCCUAAAGUUUAUCGUCAAUGCAACGCCCGUUUUAUUUCCGCCGUCGAGGAUAUCUGUGCAUUUAUGUAUCGAUUAUGAAGACACGAUUAGAUUGUCGAAGCAAAUGUCGAAUCAUCAUUUGACACAUGGCAUUAAUAACUUUAUCAAAGAUUUUGACGGCAGGAUUUACAAUAACUUGGAACAUCAAAAUUUAUACAUGUUGGAUUUGAACUGCGAUUACGCCAUUGAAGUUUUACGACAGGCACAUUCGAAAAGAAUGUUUGUUGCUCCGACGAAGUGGUUGCUCGUUCAAGAUCGUAGAAUGAUAAUCGAUAAUACCAAUGUGACUUCUACGUACAAUGAUUCAAUAUUGGAGGUUUUCGAGGACAUAGCGGUCUAUCCUGACAGUGAUGUCAUCCUUGCCCGAAGGUACGACAAUGAUUUUCUCGAGCUAAUAUCCAUAUAUCGACCAAGUCCACAGAAAGGAGUAAUAUGGGAAGAGCGUGGCAAUUGGACAAUCCAAAGUGGCUUACGAAUGAGAACUUUCGACGUAGCUUCAGCAAGAAGAAGAAAUCUUCAACAAACGGCUCUUAAAUCUUGUAUUGUGGUGACAGAUCCUGAUACAGUUAAUCACCUGACUGACUUUGAAAAAAUUACUAUAGAUACAAUAACGAAGGUCAGUUAUCCCUGGAUACUUCAUUUAGCGAACCGGAUGAAUGCAACCAGUAUAAGUUUUCAAGUUUCAAACACCUGGGGAUAUACCCCAAACAAUGGGUCCUGGAGCGGAAUGACCGGAAUGUUACAUCGGCGUGAAAUCGAUAUCGGUGGUACAACUAUGUUAAUAACGGCAGACCGUAUGUCAGUAGUAAAAUUCAUCCAAUUGUACACACACACUAGCGCAUGUUUUAUAUUUCGACGGCCGUUAGUAUCAAAUGUAAAAAAUAUCUUUACGUUGCCUUUUAAACGAAACGUCUGGAUUGCGAUUGCUGUAUUUCUUGCUCUCGUACUUUGCUUACUAUACAUAUCUAUGAAAUGGGAAUAUCACACUGUAAAAAAAUCAGCUACCUAUCGGAACCAAUUAAAUACUGGUGAACAUGCCAUUGGCGAAAAUCUUCUCGUCCUUUUAGGGGCGUUUACACAACAAGGGUACUCGUAUGAACCAUACAUAAUCUCAACUCGAAUCAUCACUUUCAUGCUACUAAUAGCUUCUCUCAGUCUUUACACAUCUUACACGGCGAAUAUUGUGGCUCUUCUGCAAUCUACCACGGAUUCAAUCAAGACUCUUUCCGAUCUCUUGCACAGUUCGCUAACUUUAGGUGUAUUGGACAUCGUAUACUUUCGAUAUUAUUUCACGUCCUUUGAAGAUCCUAUUAGGAAGGCAAUUACAGAACAGAAAAUCGAGCCGAAGGGACGCAAAUCUGGUUGGAUGAGUCUAGAAGAAGGAGUAAAUCGCAUAAGAAACGAGCCUUUUGCAUUGCACGGUGGACGGGGCCAAAUAUAUUACGUUAUGCAACGCACGUAUCAAGAAGAGGAAAAAUGCGGUUUGAGUGAGAUUGAUUAUUUAGGCAUGACAUAUCCGCUUCUUGCAAUUCAAAAACAAUCGCCCUAUUCUGAAAUAAUAAAAAAUGGAGCCUUGAAACUGCGAGAAUAUGGACUCAAGUAUCGAGAAGAAUACAGAUUAUAUCCGCGAAAGCCGGUAUGCUCGAACCAGGCGGGCUAUAUCAAAAUCGGUUUUACGGAAUGCUACUUCGCGAUGGUCAUAAUGGGUUACGGAAUGCUGCUCAGUGUUAUUCUGCUUAUAUUGGAAUUCUUGUGGUACAAGAGACAGAAUAAGGAUGUGAUGGAAAAAACAGCUUCAGCUAUGACAGAUAAAGUGGAUCCUGGAACCAUAAAAUAUAUUGGAUAAAUUGCUGUCAGAAUAUGUAUCCGUUCAACAAAGUAGAAACAUGAAAUUACAGUAAACCAAUUAUGUUACCUUCUAUUAUUUUGCAGCUUUAGCAAAGGAAGGAACAAUCAACAAAAAA
Molecule: messenger RNA, 2638 nt
Organism: Ooceraea biroi (clonal raider ant)
Lineage: Eukaryota; Metazoa; Arthropoda; Insecta; Hymenoptera; Formicidae
Product: glutamate receptor U1
Cellular component (GO): membrane
Molecular function (GO): ligand-gated monoatomic ion channel activity
Source: RefSeq, a predicted model, not a curated record